AUGGCUGAUGCGCCGGUAGUGGAGCGCUGCCCUGCCCAGCGCCAGCCUCAAGCGGGCGAGCCUGUGUGCGUGAUCUGCGGUCGCUAUGGCGAGUACGUGUGCGACGCCACGGACGAAGACGUUUGCAGUCUCGAGUGCCGCGACACGUGCGUGUCAAGGCAAAGUCAGUCCCAAACGACUCAGAGUUCCCAGCUGCAACGAGAUGAAGAAACUCUGAGGCGAGCGCAGCAACUCCGGAGCAAGUUGGGGAUCGAAGUCUCCGCCGGGUCAGCAGCUGACACCGGAGACCAUGCUCGUAAUUGGCCGAUUCCGCUCGUGGACUUCGCUCAACAGCAACAUUGCGUUCAGCUGCCGGCGGAAUUACUGGCCAACUUGGUGACGAAUGGCUUUAAAAGGCCCACGCCAGUGCAGAUGCAGACCAUCCCCUGUGUACUGCAGGGACACCACAUUCUUGUGAGUGCUCCGACCGGCACCGGGAAGACAGCGUCGUAUUUAAUUCCAGCGAUUGCGCAGGUUUUAUUUGCGAGAGAAGAGGAAAACGAGAAAAUUGUGGCGUUGGUGCUGGCCCCGAUUCGAGAGCUAGCGAUUCAGAUUGAAUCGGUGGCGAAACUAUUGAUGAAAAGUAUUGCGAACAUGAAGACGGCGCUGUUGGUGGGAGGGUUCCCUGUGCCGACUCAGCGCUAUCGGCUUCAGAAUGGCGUUCAAGUGAUUGUGGCUACUCCGGGACGUUUCCUGGAUAUCUUUACGAACUACGGCGGUGGCGAGGCAAUCCUGGCCAGUAUCCGCACGUGCGUCGUUGAUGAAGUGGAUAUGAUGCUAGACGUUGGAUUUCGUCCCCAGAUCUCGCAAAUUGUGGCCUUGUUGGCGACAUUAGCUAAGAAGACCAGUCACGGUGUUCAACUGCUCUUCUUUAGCGCCACAGUAUCGGAUGAGGUCGAAGCUUUGGUGCGACAGAUUUUGAAGGCUCAAAGCGAACAGUCAUAUAUUCGCGUUAACGUUGGCGGGAGCGAAAGCAAAACUGCAGGAAGAGCGCAGUUUUCGUUGAAUCCACGCGUUCAUCAGCAGGUCCGGUGGGUGGAAGACAAGGCAAAAAAGGACGAGCUCUUUACGUUCCUGAAAGGGAAGAGUGAGGAGUCGACGCUCGUGUUUGUUGGGUCAAAAAUCGGCGCCUCGAUGCUGGCUGAAGCGAUUGAAAAGCGCUGUCGAAUCGGAGCAGCAGCAACCCACGGUGAUAAAUCGCAGCAGGAGAGGCUCACGUUGCUCGAGGCUUUCAUAAACCUGGAAAUUCCUGUUCUCGUCUCCACGAAUGUGCUGAGUCGCGGAAUGGAUCUGUUGCAUGUUCAGAACGUCGUGGUCUACGACUUCCCCAAGAAAUUCACAGAUUAUGUUCACCUCAUCGGUCGCACUGGGCGUGGAGACGAGGUUCCUGGGAACGCGCUAACUCUGGUAAAUUCGGAAGACCGAGCACACUUCCGAGAGCUUGUCCCUUUGCUUCGUGGUGUGAAGGUGUCGGUGCCCCAUGAGGUGUACCAAAGCAUUCACUCUGACAAUGCCAAACAGCGUUCUCAAUCGAGAGAACUCGUGGUUGACGAAUCCAAGCGGGCUUUCCGAGUUCGAAAGCAGCUUAACGAUGAAAUUGGUGCCCCAAUAUCCAACUGGAAAGAAUGGAAUAACCAGGCGAGUAAACGGCGUCGAGUUGGCCCAUAUCUCUGA
Messenger RNA from Phytophthora sojae, 1713 nucleotides. RefSeq lists its product as hypothetical. The record is from RefSeq and is a predicted model, not a curated record. Gene Ontology annotation, molecular function: nucleic acid binding; ATP binding. Lineage: Eukaryota; Oomycota; Peronosporomycetes; Peronosporales; Peronosporaceae. The transcript is spliced from 4 exons. Bases 1 to 1713 code for a protein of 570 amino acids.